CCGCACCCCGGCCGCCCGUCUUCCCCUCGGCGGCCCCCCGGCUCGCGCUAAGCAAACGCCCUCCCUCCCACGCCGCGCACCCGCGAGGCAAGGACCCGCGCUACCUGUUCCGCUCUGGUCGGCGCCAGGAAGCCGAGCUCAUAAGAUUGAGAAAUCUUCACUGAAGAUGUCUAAGCAACAACCAACUCAGUUUAUAAAUCCAGAAACUCCUGGCUAUGUCGGAUUUGCGAAUCUUCCCAAUCAAGUUCACCGAAAAUCAGUGAAAAAAGGUUUUGAGUUCACACUAAUGGUGGUCGGUGAAUCGGGUCUAGGAAAAUCAACUCUCAUAAACAGCCUAUUCCUGACUGAUCUCUACCCAGAAAGAAUCAUACCUGGAGCCGCAGAGAAAAUUGAAAGAACUGUCCAGAUUGAGGCUUCGACUGUGGAGAUCGAGGAGCGAGGGGUCAAGCUGCGCUUGACAGUGGUGGACACGCCCGGCUACGGGGAUGCCAUCAACUGCAGGGACUGUUUCAAGACAAUCAUCUCCUACAUCGACGAGCAGUUUGAACGGUACCUGCAUGACGAGAGUGGUUUGAACCGGCGGCACAUCAUCGAUAACAGGGUGCACUGCUGCUUUUACUUCAUCUCACCCUUCGGACAUGGACUUAAGCCCUUAGACGUCGCAUUCAUGAAAGCAAUACACAAUAAGGUGAACAUCGUGCCCGUCAUUGCCAAAGCUGACACCCUCACCCUGAAGGAGCGGGAGCGCUUGAAGAAAAGAAUUCUGGAUGAAAUUGAAGAACAUAACAUCAAAAUCUACCACUUACCUGAUGCAGAAUCAGAUGAAGAUGAGGACUUUAAAGAGCAAACCAGACUUCUCAAGGCCAGUAUACCGUUCUCUGUGGUUGGAUCCAAUCAGCUGAUUGAAGCCAAGGGCAAGAAGGUCAGAGGCCGCCUGUACCCGUGGGGUGUUGUGGAGGUGGAGAACCCGGAGCACAACGACUUCCUGAAGCUGCGGACAAUGCUCAUCACCCACAUGCAGGAUCUCCAGGAGGUGACCCAGGACCUUCACUACGAAAACUUCCGUUCUGAGAGGCUCAAGAGAGGCGGCAGAAAAGUAGAAAAUGAGGACAUGAAUAAAGAUCAGAUCCUGCUGGAGAAGGAAGCAGAGCUCCGCCGCAUGCAAGAGAUGAUCGCAAGGAUGCAGGCUCAGAUGCAGCUGCAGAUGCAGGGUGGGGAUGCUGACGGUGGGGUCCACGGGCACCACGUGUAAGAUAACGAAGACGCUUUGCAAGAUACAGAAGAUACAGAGAACAUUCCGCAUGAGUAUCACGACUGCGUGUUUCCGAGCGAUCAUUGGAGGGGGGGUGCCCAUCCACAUUUUACAGUACCUGUGCCUGAGAAUUUAGUUUUUUUUAAACUUUCUAUGUGUUUUGUAUGAAGUACUUUUAACAUUUCUAUUUCAUUGCUUUGUUAUACUUUAUAUUUUGUGAGGUGAACCUUCCAUUUUCAUUUUUCUUCCACCUUAACUAACCACUGAUGUUGGAACUGAUUUCCAGGAUCAGUCCGUAUGUAUAAUUAACAUUGAAUUUCUUUGAUUUGGCUGGCCUAACUGAAUAAUUGUCGAGGAGCACUCUUGAUUUCAUUUCUAGAACAUUCAGAUUUAGCCAGCAUGUGCCUGGGUGCUAGUGAUGUGGCCCCAGUGAUAGAGAGAGGUGAGCUGGCAUCUGCAGGGCAUUUACUUACCAGGUCACCAACAUGGAGAUUCUCUCUUGCUUUGCUUUGCUUUGAGCACAACAUCUGAAACCAGUUUUGCUGCUAUAAUCCAAUACUGUUAACUCCUGCACACUUACUUUUUUUACCAAGUAAAACAACAGAAUUAUCUAAUAUGUGUAUACUAAAAUAGCUCUUUUAAAAACAGGCGGUUUGCUUCAAAAUUUAAGACGUCUCUGGAUUCUGAUGCUAGGUCAUUUUUUAAACUGCUCUGCAGAGAACCUGCCACAAACCACGUUUUGUCGCGUUCCCCACUGAUGCUGGUUACACUCCGCCGUGGACAGCAAGAGUCUGUGAACUCCAGUUUUCAUGUUACAACGUUCUUACCCAUACAGAGAGCGCCAAUAGAUGAUUUUUACUCAACUAACAUGAAAAAUUACUUUUUUAAGGAAAAUUUAGAAACCAGCUUUUUUAUGCUUUUUUACAGCACUCUGAUGUGCUUUCUGUAACUACAGGUGUACGAGAUCUUCCUGAGCCGUGAGCGUCGGGGUCCUUGGUGGAAAGCCCUCUGAACCCAGACCUGGCCUGAGGCUCAUGGCCCCAUGAUGCCUGAAUGCCAACCAGGUUUUCCUGAUUUGGCUUUCCUUUAACUGGUUCUUUAAAAUUUUUAAUAGUUUUCUGAAAGGAGGCAAAUAGCGAUCAUUUUAUAUGGAAACUGUUGUCCGUUUUUAGCCAUUGUCGUGUCCUUCCCUAUAUGUCCUACAAACCUGCCCAUCUGCCAGGUGAAACUAAGAGACCUUUCAAAUCUGCCCCAUGGUCCAACUGCUUAGACGCCACCCAUCAGACCUGUCUUCUGUGCUCUGUGCCCUUGGCCCUCCCCUUCCGUCCAAGGGGCACUGAGGCCCCAGGGCUUGUUAUUUUCAGCAUUUAUACUGACAAUGGGAAACUGGUCCCCAGAAAGUGAUGGGUGAAAGGAGAGCUGAAGGGAGCAGGUGCUGGCGGUGUUUUCAGUUUGCUCUAACAGGAGGAAUAGAGAUGCAGAAAACACCCUGUCUCCCCCCGAGGAUGGGAAGGGUUUUUGUUUGAGUCAGACAAAAUAAAGUGACAUGGUCGAAACGUUUGUCACGGAGGUGGGCUACAGACAGCAAUCAGGUGUCCCAGGAACUUCGUCUUCUCACUGUUGCACCAGCCUUAGGCUUAGGCACAGGUGUACAAAGUUCUAACAGGAGGAAGUGUUCGCUGACGUUAGGGCACCUCCGUACAAAGCCAGUCGUUGGGUUAUUUUGCCUUUAAGUACACUCGUAAAAGGCCCUGUGUGUGUUUGAGUAAAACUACUAGGGCCAGCUGCCACCUGGUAAGUGUAGUGCAGGGGUGGGUGGACCCACACUGUCUCACUUCUAAAUCCCCCUUUGUUUUGCUGCCCAAAUCUAAAUAAAUACUUUUACUGAUAAUUGCUUUUACUAAGAGAUCAUCUUUACUUAUAGAAAUGUAUUUUGAAAACUUACUUUACACGACGAUUUUGUAUUCACUGAAACUAACCUUUUAUCAAUAAAGCACUAUUGUUUGGCUAUUAA
Molecule: messenger RNA, 3266 nt
Organism: Canis lupus familiaris (dog)
Lineage: Eukaryota; Metazoa; Chordata; Mammalia; Carnivora; Canidae
Gene: SEPTIN2
Product: septin 2
Exons: 13
Coding region: 167-1252 (361 amino acids)
Biological process (GO): cilium assembly; cell division; cytoskeleton-dependent cytokinesis
Cellular component (GO): septin ring; cell division site; microtubule cytoskeleton
Molecular function (GO): GTPase activity; GTP binding; molecular adaptor activity
Source: RefSeq, a predicted model, not a curated record